GUACGGAAAGAGCCGACAAACAAACAGACAAGCAGAUAGACAGAAAAAGAAACAAGAAGAUAAUAUGAUAUCAAGAUUUAAUCAUGCUGGCGCUUAAGGGUUUAAGGGUUAAACUUCGCUUGUGCCUUUUAACUUUGCUGCUCUUUUACUCAAAGGAGGGUCAUUUAGCAGCGACACACAGCCCAUGACAUCGGUUUUCCGGCCCCUGCACGUCAGUGACGCCUGCACUGCAGAUCGGCACGUGUUAAUAUAAACACUGGCAAGCCCUGCGACCUACCGAUCAACAGUAAACACUCGGUUCGGCUCGCUCGUAGCAGCGCAGUGCAGCGUGUCGGCUAUAUCAUCUGCCACUGGUCCGUCGACGGUCUCAGUGACGCAUUGGACCGGUACUGGAAGGAUCAGGGGACCGUGACACGUGGAAAGACAAGGAAACGGACGGCAGAAGAAGGUAACGCACACUCUACGUCUACACACGCACAAAAUGCAGCUGGUGCUCCGGAGUCUGACGCUGGUGCUGGCGGCGACCCUGGCCACCGCGGGGCCGCUCGCCAGUCAGGACUCCCAGGGUGGCGGCGGGUCUUCGAUCACCUUCGACGAGAAUAUGUGGAGAGGUGGAGGCAACUUCCAGGCUGGUGAGACGAGCGCCACCAGCGUUCAGAGCUCCACCGGCGGCGAGGGCCAGCAGACCAACCAGGGCUCGGCACAGGCCGCGUCCCUGCAGCGGGAACAGACCGGCGGGCCCGGAGGUAACGUGCAGGAGAUCAGCAACCAGGCCGUCAUACAGGCCCUACAGCAGGCCAAUGGCACUGCCGGCGGCGCCGAGCAGAUCUCCAACAACCAGAUCAACAUCAACUCCAGUCAGCUGCAGCAGAACGUCAACGGGACGCUGGUGAACGUCCAGACCGGCCUCGAGGGAGUCGUCAUCAUCAACGCUGAUGAUUUGGCCGGGCCCGGCGAGUCUGACGCCGAACUGGAGGUAUCCGGUGACGCUCUCUUCUUCAUCGAGGAGCAGGACGGCCUGACCAACGCCUCCCAGAUCACCAGCAACCAGGGCGUGAUCCAGACGCUGCAGGAGCUGACUGGGAACGGCACCGGCGACGGCCAGCAGGCGUCCAACACGCAGGUGAACGUGCAGGCCACCCAGGAGCAGGAGAACGCCAACGGCACGUUCGUGCACGUCCAGGAGGGCCACCAGGGCGUGGUCAUCAUCAACACCAACGACGAGUCCGGAGCAAUCGUGGAGCAGACGGUGAUCAACGACCGCCCGCUGGGAGAGGUGACGGACGACAGCGCCACGUGCCGCUACUUCUGCUUCAGGCGCAUCGAGCGCACCUUCUACUGCUGCGACUUCGGCAACAAUCAGGACCUCGGAACAUCCGACUAUCACGACGGGGAGUGUCCGGAAAUGCCCGAGCUCUGCGAGAACGACGAGACGACGUCAUACACCAAGUGCGCCUUCGACAGCCAGUGCACCGAGGAAGAAGUGUGCUGCUACAACGGCUGCGCGCGGCACCACGUCUGUCAGGUCCCCUUCCUGUAACCGCGAGAAACGGUGCUCGGUGCUCGUGUGUUUGUGAUGCGUGGCUCGAGCGUGUCGCUCGAGCCAGGAUGUCGAACGAUGUAUUCUGGGACCGUAAUUUUGCGCUGUUUGGCCUUAUCGUGUUGUGCCAAUAUACUGGAUGGCUUUGUUGAA
Molecule: messenger RNA, 1693 nt
Organism: Amphibalanus amphitrite
Lineage: Eukaryota; Metazoa; Arthropoda; Thecostraca; Balanomorpha; Balanidae
Exons: 6
Coding region: 482-1540 (352 amino acids)
Cellular component (GO): extracellular region
Molecular function (GO): peptidase inhibitor activity
Source: RefSeq, a predicted model, not a curated record